AUGUCACCAACUACAUUUGAAGAACUGGUUAUUUUAUUGGGCCCAUAUCUACAAAGAAUUCACUCAAGACCUGAUAUUCUAUCAGUUGGAGAAAUUUUAGCAGCUACGUUAAGAUAUUUAGCUGCUGGUGAAAGCAUGACUGACAUAAUGUUUAAUUUUCGAAUUGGCAAAUCCACGGUUUCAAAAAUAAUUUUAGAAUGCUGCAAUUGUUUGUGGGAUGUAUUAUACAAAGAUGCAUUAUUUACACCCACUGAAGAAGGAUGGAAAAAAUUGUCCAAAGAGUUUUUUGAUAAAUGGCAAAUGCCCAAUUGUGUAGGAGCUUUAGAUGGAAAACAUGUUGUACAUCAAGCAUUUCAAAAUAGUGGUUCCAUCAACUACAAUUAUAAAGGCACACAUAGUACCAUUCUUUUGGCACUAUGUGAUGCCAAUUAUAAUUUUACGUGUGUUGAUAUUGGAAUGCCAGGCAGGUGUAGUGAUGGGGGAGUUUUGAGGGCGUCUGAAAUGGGUAGAAGGAUACUACAGAAUGAUUUUAAUUUUCCUGAAGCUUCACCUAUAAGUGAACAUUUUAAAGACUGCCCUUAUUUCAUUGUGGCAGAUGAAGCUUUUCCACUCUUACCAAAUGUAAUGAGACCAUAUCCCGGACGAGGAAAUAAAAAUCUACCUUUGAAAUCUACCAUUUUCAACUAUAGAUUGAGCCGAGCAAGAAGAUGCAUAGAAAAUUGCUUUGGAAUAUUGGUAUCAAGGUGGCGUAUAUACAGAAGAGUGAUUAUUGCUUCUGAGCCAACUGUGAUGAGUAUCAUCAAAGCAACUGUAGUAAGGAGAAAAUACGCGGGGGACAAAUUAGUUGUAUAA
Messenger RNA from Macrosiphum euphorbiae (potato aphid), 852 nucleotides. Lineage: Eukaryota; Metazoa; Arthropoda; Insecta; Hemiptera; Aphididae. The record is from the annotation of a GenBank genome assembly.